Diprion similis is the source of this 2124-nucleotide messenger RNA. RefSeq names its product putative sodium-dependent multivitamin transporter. Gene Ontology annotation, biological process: transmembrane transport; sodium ion transport. The transcript has 9 exons. The record is from RefSeq and is a predicted model, not a curated record. Gene Ontology annotation, cellular component: membrane. NCBI's taxonomy places the organism in Eukaryota, Metazoa, Arthropoda, Insecta, Hymenoptera, Diprionidae. Bases 222 to 2036 code for a protein of 604 amino acids. Gene Ontology annotation, molecular function: symporter activity.
AGGUUAGGUCGGCAUGGUCAGACCAUCAGACGACCAGUAGAGACGGCGCUUAGAGUAGAGUCUGGUCGGCCGCCCUGGGCGAUUCUGUCCGUUAUUAUUGUCUCCUGUUGAUGCAGUUACGGAAUACAGAAAAUUGGCAAGCGGACCGAGACUCGUGGUGAGAUUACGAAAGGAAACAGCAGUGCGAUCGCAACUCGUCAGUAAAACGAAUCGGCAGGAAAAUGACACCAACUUUGGGAUGGGCCGAUUACGCAGUGAUGGGAAUAAUGUUGAUAAUCAGCACUGGAAUUGGAAUUUAUUACAGAUUCACAGGCGGUCGUCAGAAAACCACGCAGGAAUACUUCACCGCUAAUGGAUCGAUGAGCAUAAUACCGGUGGGCAUCGCUCUCAUGGCCUCCUUCAUGUCGGCCGUCACUCUCCUUGGCGUUUCGUCCGAGAAUUACACUUACGGCACUCAAUUUGUCGUCAUCAACAUAUCCUACGGGAUCGGCACUCCGAUAGCUGCCUAUGGAUUCCUUCCCGUAUUUUUCAAACUACAAGCCACAAGUGCCUACGAGUACCUCGAAAAACGCUUUGGAGUCGGUGCCCGACUGGUUGCCAGCUUCGUCUACUGGGUCCAGCUGCUCCUGUACACAGGAGUUGUCCUCUACGCUCCGUCGUUGGCGCUCGAAGCAACCACCGGCAUGUCAAAAACCUGGAGCAUUAUCGCCAUUGGACUGGUGUGCGCCUUCUACUCAAGUAUCGGCGGCAUUAAGGCCGUCUUAAUCACCGACGUAUUCCAGAGCAUCCUGAUGUUCGUCGCCGUGUUCGUCGUCAUCGGCAUUGCAGUCGGUGACGUCGGCAGCUUGUCCGAGAUCUGGAGGAUCGCCGAAGAGGGAGGUCGCAUCGAGUUUGAUAGCAUAUCCCCGGAUCCCACGGUGCGGCACACCUGGUGGAGCCUCGUAAUCGGCGGCCUCUUCACUUUCCUGUCUCUCUACGGUGUGAACCAGGUUCAAGUUCAGCGCAUGUUGACCGUUAAGAGCUUAAAGGCUGCGCAAGCGGCUCUAUGGCUGAACUGGCCAAUUCUGAUGUUCCUUUCCUUCAGCACCAGCUUCUCUGGUCUCGCGAUAUAUAGCAGAUACUAUAACUGUGAUCCCAUAAAACAAGGAAGAAUAAAAAAUAGCGACAUGUUGAUGCCUCUCUACGUCAUGGACACGAUGUCACACGUGCCUGGCCUGCCCGGGCUCUUCAUUGCAGGGAUAUUUAGCGCCGGUUUGAGCACCGUAUCCGCUGCUUUGAAUUCCUUGGCCGCGGUAACAUUGGAGGACUACAUAAAACCAGCAUACAAGCGAUGUUCCGGCAACGAUUUCCCUCUCACCAGGUCAACAAUGUUCGGAAAACUGCUAGCCUUUGCCUUCGGCAUUAUUUGCAUCGCUCUGGCAUUUUUGGCCCAGUUUUUGGGUGGCAUUUUGCAGGCUAGCCUGACGAUCUUCGGGGUGGUAGGAGGUCCCUUGCUCGGUAUGUUCACCCUCGGAAUGUUCACCGAAUCGGCGACCCAGCGAGGUGCUAUAACCGGGACUCUUGUGGCUCUGAUAUUCUGCCUGUGGAUCGGAUUCGGUCAGCCUCGGCCAAGCGCUCCAAGAUUAUCGACAACGGAUGCGGGCUGCAAUGCAAAUUACACGGGAAUUUUAAAUGCGACAACUGAGGCACCGACAACGUUAGCGACCUGGACCAACGCCACCACUGAGGACGAUUCGGUCAGCUACUUUUAUCUCUAUCGCAUCUCGCACAUGUGGUACAGCGCCAUUGGCUUCCUGGUGACUUUCCUCGUCGGGUUGCUCGUCAGCAACGUCGGGCGGAUCGUCAUGAAGGAGGAACAGCCGGAGCUGGACCCGGAUCUGUUUAUUCCUUGGGUAGCCGAUCGCAUAAGGAAGCGGCGAUCGCGGUUUUCACCGUCAUUCGACAAGCUGGCUCUUGAGCCGCGCAGUGUCACUUCGAAGUACACAUUUCCUGAGGACAGAACGGAGUCGCCGGUCCCAAGAAACACGGAGUUUUAGUUGGAGAUUUAUCGGUGACUCGAUCAGAGGCCGGACCUCGAGGAUGCACCCAAUUUCACGUCUUCCAAUUUUCAUAUAUAUAUAUAUA